Molecule: messenger RNA, 1521 nt
Organism: Talaromyces amestolkiae
Lineage: Eukaryota; Fungi; Ascomycota; Eurotiomycetes; Eurotiales; Trichocomaceae
Exons: 9
Coding region: 1-1521 (506 amino acids)
Molecular function (GO): monooxygenase activity; heme binding; iron ion binding
Source: RefSeq, a predicted model, not a curated record
AUGGAGUACAUUGACAAUGGAGUGGUGAAGCCAUCCGUUGCUCUAGGAGCCAUCGGCACCCUGUUCCUGCUUUACCUCUUAGGCAAUGUCAUCUACGCGUUAUACUUUCAUCCGCUGCGACACAUACCCGGCCCUUGGGUCAAUGCUCUCUCAAUGAUCCCGUAUGCCCGGCACAUGUUGGCUGGUACGACCGCUGAAAACAGUCUCCGUCUACACGAAAAGUACGGUGAGGUAGUUAGAAUUUCUCCGAAUGAGGUAUCUUUUAUCUCUGGGGAGACCGCAUUCCCAGAUAUCUACGGAUUUCGAACUGGAAAAUUGAAGGGCCGUCCAAAUAUGCAAAAGGAUCCCGCAUGGUAUGUCAAGCCGAGUAACGGAGUCGCAUCUAUCUUGCAGGCGAACGACGAUGACCAUGCUCGAGGUCGUCGUGUUCUUGCACACGCAUUUAGUAAUACAGCAGUUACUGCGCAAGAACCCUUGGUGCAACGGUUCGUAGACCAAUUCAUCGAUAAAUUAAAAGAAGCCGCAAGUAGCGGUGAGGGUGCCGUCGAUAUGGUGCAAUGGUAUACCUGGAUCACGUUCGAUAUUAUAGCGGACUUGACAUUCGGUGAACCCUUCGGAUGUCUGCAGAAUCGUGCUAGCCAUGAAAUCAUUAAACUCCUCGAAGAGUCUGCUAGGGCUCUCAGGUUACUCUAUAUCCUUGCCCAUUACCCUUGGCUGAAAUACCUGGGCAAGUUGAUCAUUGACAAGGAUGCGGUUGCGAAGCGCAAGCAAUGGUUGGUGUGGGUUGCAGCUCAGGUGAAACGUCGGAUGGAACGAGAAACCACCAGGCCUGAUUUCAUGACCUUGAUCUUAGCCAACAAUCGCGACAAGGGCGCUAAGCUAUCGCAGGCAGAAAUCGAUUCUAACUCAUUUUUCUUAAUGAAUGCUGGCUCUGAAACCACCGCAACUGCGCUCAGCGGCGUUACUUAUCAUUUGCUGAUCAACCCUACUGUCUUGCGCAAGCUUCAAGACGAAAUCCGAGGCAAAUUUGCCACGUAUGAUGAGAUCACGCUGACUGCCGUUAACGAUUCACCAUACUUGAUCGCAACUCUAUCUGAAGGCUUGAGGACCUUUCCACCAGCCGCAGCCGGUUUUGGAAGAGUAUGCCCCAAGGGUGGUGAGUCGGUUAGUGGCUACUAUAUUCCAGAAGGCACGGUAGUUUCAGUAAGCCAUCAUGCUGCAUACCGCUCAGAACGCAAUUUCAAGAAUCCAAACGCCUUCGUUCCCGAGAGAUGGAUGGGCGAUCCCGAGUAUCGUAAUGACAAGAGAGAUGCAUGCCAACCAUUCAACUUUGGCCCUCGCGGCUGUUUGGGCAAUAAUCUGGCACACGCCGAAAUGCGACUAAUUCUGGCCAAGUUCGUAUGGUCCUUUGACAUGGAGUUAGAAGAGAAGAGCCGAGACUGGCUUGACCGGKGUCGGGKGAUGAGAUUUUGGAUGAAGCCGGAGUUGGCAGUGAGGCUAACAGAGGUUGAAAGGGGUUAG